Molecule: messenger RNA, 7742 nt
Organism: Columba livia (rock pigeon)
Lineage: Eukaryota; Metazoa; Chordata; Aves; Columbiformes; Columbidae
Gene: LMTK1
Product: apoptosis associated tyrosine kinase
Exons: 14
Coding region: 679-5682 (1667 amino acids)
Biological process (GO): peptidyl-tyrosine autophosphorylation; brain development
Molecular function (GO): protein tyrosine kinase activity; ATP binding
Source: RefSeq, a predicted model, not a curated record
CUGGAGGGUCGGCACCCCGGGUCCUGCUGGCCUUUUUGUGUCCCCGUUAGGAACUGGGGUUUGAGGCUGCGACCCAGGCUGGGUGGGCAACGCAACGGGCUGGGGGCUGCGGGCAGUGCUGGGCAGGGCUCUGCCUGCUGCGGGGUGUGCGGUGGCAGCACCAUGGGGUGGUAGGGCAGUGUGUGCCCCACUGAACCCCACUGCACUCCACUGCACCCCGCAUCCCCAGUCUCUCUCCAUUGCCGUUCUGCUCCUGUUUGCUGGGGCUAGACCUGGAGCUGUGACCCCACUGCUGCCACCAAACCCCUGCCUGUGCCCACCCUGCAGGGCUGGCCCUGGCUCCGAGCACGGUGGCCUUGGCACAGAGGCCAUCAUGGUGGCAGUCGUGCGAGCAGGCUGCCAGGGACCCUGCUCCUGGGAGGGGGGCAGAGCCUCAGGAUGGGGUGCAGGAUGCAGUGGGACCCCCGGCUUCUCUUGAGAGCCCUGUGGUCCUUCACGCCGCACACAGCCUGUGUCCCGGUGCUCUUGGUGUCCCUGUGUCCUGGUGCUCUCAGUGGCCCUGCACCCCCCUGCUCCGGCAGCUGCUGCUGCAGGUGCGUUUGACUUGGUUUUGGGACUAUUUGGCCACUGAAAUGCUGCCACAUUCCCAUCGCCGUACAGAACACCUGUGCUGUGGUGAUGGGGAAGGGCAGUGCUGGCAGCCCCGGCAGCGGGAUGGUGGCGGUGGGUCGCAGUGGUGGUGGGUCAUGGUGGCGGGUCACGGUGGUGGUGGUGGCCCCGCCACAGCACAGAACCUGCCCAGGCUGCGCUGGUGAUGGCUCCCAGGUCGCUGGUUGCGCAGGUGGAGAAACUGAGGCAGGAGCAGCUGGAGCUCCCAGGCCCGCUGGUUCGGAGGGUGGUUUGUUUGCAACGCCGGUUCCCGAGCUGCAGCCGAGGGGCGGCUCAGCUGACGGUCCCCAUGGAAAGGCUCCUGUCACCGCGCUCUGCUCCCCGUCGGCGUUCAAAAGGCUCUUUUUCAACGGCACCCCCCUUAGCGAGCUCUCCUGGUCCUCCUCGCUGGCUGUCGUGGCCGUUUCCUUCUCGGGGCUCUUCACCUUCAUCUUCCUCAUGUUGGCCUGCCUGUGCUGCAAGAAGGGGGACAUCGGCUUCAAGUUGUCUCUGCUCGGUGUGUGCCCCCCCGCGCACUCCCCGGCCCAGGAGUUCGAGAACGCCGAGGGGGACGACUACGUGACGGAGCUGUCAGCCCAGGGCUCGCCUGCCCCCCAGCAUGGCCCCGAGGUCUAUGUGCUGCCCCUCACCAAGGUCUCCCUGCCCAUGGCCAAGCAGCCGGGGCGCUCAGUGCAGCUCCUCAAGUCUGCGGACCUGGGGCGGCAGAGCCUGCUCUACCUGAAGGAGAUCGGGCACGGCUGGUUCGGCAAGGUGUUCCUGGGGGAGGUGAACUCGGGCAUCAGCAGCACCCAGGUGGUGGUGAAGGAGCUGAAGGCGAGCGCCAGCGUGCAGGACCAGAUGCAGUUCCUGGAGGAAGCGCAGCCCUACAGGGCCCUCCAGCACACCAACCUGCUGCAGUGCCUGGCCCAGUGUGCCGAGGUCACCCCGUACCUGCUGGUGAUGGAGUUCUGCCCGCUGGGUGACCUGAAGGGGUACCUGCGGAGCUGCCGGGGGGCCAAGGCCAUGACCCCGGACCCGCUGACGCUGCAGAGGAUGGCGUGCGAGGUGGCCUGCGGUGUCCUGCACCUGCACAGGAACAACUACAUCCACAGCGACCUGGCCCUGCGGAACUGCCUGCUCACCGCAGACCUGACCGUCAAGAUCGGGGACUAUGGGCUCUCGCACUGCAAGUACAAAACCCUGCAUACUUGGCAGGACGACUACUUUGUGACAGCCGACCAGCUGUGGGUGCCGCUGCGCUGGAUCGCGCCCGAGCUCAUCGACGAGGUGCACGGCAACCUGCUCAUCGUGGACCAGACCAAGGCCAGCAACGUCUGGUCGCUGGGCGUCACCAUCUGGGAGCUGUUUGAGCUGGGCAGCCAGCCGUACGACCACUACUCCGACCGGCAAGUGCUGGCCUAUGCCAUCAAGGAGCAGCAGCUCAAGCUGCCCAAGCCACAGCUGAAGCUCUCGCUGUCGGAGCGCUGGUACGAGGUGAUGCAGUUCUGCUGGCUGCAGCCGGAGCAGCGCCCGACGGCCGAGGAGGUUCAUCUGCUGCUCUCCUACCUCUGCGCUAAAGGGACGACGGAGGCCGAGGAGGAGUUUGAGAAGCGCUGGAACUCCAUGAAGCCCAACGGCAACGCCAGCGCCAGCCACCACGGUGCCGAGCUCUCCUCCUUCCCGCUCCUGGAGCAGUUCUCGGCUGACGGCUUCCCCUCGGACGGGGACGACAUCCUCACCGUCAUGGAGACCAGCCACGGCCUCAAUUUCGAGUACAAGUGGGAGCACACCAAGACUGAGCACUUCCAGGCGCCCCUGGGCUCCCUGAGCCCCAGCAGUGCCGCCCGCUACCACGACCUCUACUACCCAGCCACGACCGCGGGGCACCUCAGCCUGGGGGUCUCUCCCUCCUGCUACGAGUGCCAAGGGCCAGGCUGCCCUGCGCUGCCGGCCCCCGGCGUGGUGCCCAUCCUGGGCGCCCACAGCCCCUCGCUGGGCAGCGAGUACUACAUCCGCAUCGAGGGGCCCGGCGAGGGCAGUGCCGAGCUGGACUACGCCAUGUGCACGUACAGCCCCGCGGGCGAGCAGGGUUCCCCUCGCCCCCCGUCCUGCUGGAGAGCCCAGGGUGCCCCCGGCAGCGGCACCUACGACUCAGACAGCAGCCCCACCGUGUCCCUCAGCAUGGAGCCGCUGCUGGGCCACGUGCCAGCCAGCGAGGGCUCCUGGGAGUGUGCUGAGUACUAUCCCUACCCUUGCCCGGGGCAGGAGCCGGGGGGCUACGAGCCGCCCCCCAGCCGUGGGGCAGAGGGAUACCUGCUGGAGAAUGAGCCCCCCCAGCCGGGCAGCCAGGACUGGCCCAUCCCCGGCUUCCAGCCCAGCAUCUUCACCGACCCGCUGGGUGUCUCUCCGUUGGUGAACUGUGCGUACAGCCCGCGGGCGUACGGGGAGCCACGGGCAGCCCCGCCAGGUGCGUGGCCACCGGCACAGAGCGCGGCCCGGCCAGACUGCGUGACCCUGGAGCUGAGCGAGGACUCUCCCCCCGGAGCCCCCCACCCGCAGGGCUCCAGCCCCCCGGCUCAGCGGCAGCCCUGGGCCUCCAACAGCUCCUCCAACAACAACAUCAGCAGCGGGAGCCCCGCAUCCCGCGAGCCCCCGGCCGGGGACAGCUGGUGCUACCGCCGCAUGAUCACCUUUCGUGGGCUGAUGGCCAAGCCGCUGGGCACCGUGCUGUGCGGCCAGCCCCAGCUUGGGGGGUCCCCGCUGGGCCGCGACUUCCACCGCCCCUGGCAGGAUCAGCCCCUUGGCACGGCCGGCGGCUCCUCCUCCCCGCACCGCUCGCCCUCCCCGCGGCGUCAGGCCUGGCACAGUCGUGACUCAUCAACCUGCGGCCGCUCGCAGGCAGCAGCACUGGCUGGCAGCCCCGGCACGCCGUGGGGCCCCGGCACGGCCCCGCCAGCCGCAGCGGGGGCCCAGCACGAUGCCCACCUGGACGAGAGCACGGAGGGGAGCAGCCCUGCCCGCAGCCCACUGCCCCAUGCCGCAGCUGCGCCGGGGCCGGGGGAGGCCACCCCCAUGGCUGGCACUGCCACCCCAAACCCCGCUCCCCCCAUCGAGCCCAGCGUAGAUGGUGCCCAGCCUGUGCCGGAGGUGCCUGCGCCAGUGCCGGGGGAGGCGGCUGCUGAGAGCAGCACGUGUGCUGCUGGUGACACAGACCGGACACCGGACAAGACCUUCUCCAGCGCCAGCUUCCCCAGCACGGAUGAGGGGAGUGACGAGGACACGGCGGAGCUGACCUCUGGCGUCUUCACUGACUUCUCUGGGGACUACGCAGAGCAGGUGGAGACGGCACCAGCCUUCAAGUCCCUGCAGAAGCAGGUGGGGACGCCGGACUCCCUGGAGUCGCUGGACAUCCCCUCCACAGGCAGUUCCUGCGAGGUCUGCAGCCCCACCGCCUGCGCGCCCGGCCAGCCCAGGGCCCUCGACAGCGGCUACGACACCGAGAACAAUGAGUCCCCCGAGUUUGUCCUCAAAGAGCCCCACGAACCUCGAGAGCCAGAGACCUUCAGCCAGCUGGGGAAGCCACCCCCGGGGCUGCCAGGGGGCGAGGGUGAGGGUCCGGCUCCUGAAACACGGCUCUCCACCGCCCUCGGGGCUGAGCUGCACAGCCUCUCCGAGAAGAACCCCUACCGCGACUCUGCCUACUUCUCCGACUACGACACCGAGGCCGAGCGUGGCCCCAAGGAUGAGGAGGACAGCGAUGGGUCCCGGACCCCUGAGGCAGAGGAGGGUCCCCAGUCCCCCGUGCAGGACCUGGGACAAACCCCUGUGUUGGGAGAAGACCCGCUGCACCCCCCAGGGGCGCCCGGCAGCCCCCCGGCUGCGCUCAGCAUGGUGCUGGCAGCGGAUGCGCCUUUGGCGGGGGUUUCGGUGGGGGACUGGCAGGGGGCAGAGACUGGGAGCACCCCGGCCAGCCCCAUGGGACAAGCGCCUGGCACUGAGCAGCGACCCGCCGGCACGGGGCUGGCACCGGGCAGCUCCCCGCACCCUGAUGGAGCCACCCGUCCCCCGCCCAAGACUUUCCUCUUGACCCCGGUGCCAGUGAGCUCCGGGGAGCCGGUGUCCACUGGAGGGACCCACGUGCCCGAGAGUGUCCUUGGGCUUGGGGGAGCUGCAGCCGGGACUGAACAGACUGUGUCCCCUGCACCGCGGAUUGGGGAACUGGGGCUGCCUCCAGAGGGAACUGGGGUGGGUGAUGCACCAGGGGGUCCCAGCACGCUGCUACCAAGGGGUGAGUCGCCCCCUGGCCUCUCCCCACUCCCAUCCCCCCGGGAGCCGCGUCCAGCCGCCCCCGAGCGCCACGAGGAGCCGGAGGAGGAGGAGGAGGACACGGAGGACAGCGAUGAGUCGGAUGAGGAGCUGCGCUGCUACAACAUCCAGGAGCAGAGCGAGGAGAGCGAGGAGGAGCCGGCGGCCGUCCCCAUCGUGGUGGCCGAGAGCCAAAGCGGCAGGAACCUGCGCAGCCUCCUCAAGAUGCCCAGCCUGCUGUCCGAGGCCUUCUGCGAGGACCUGGAGCGCAAGAAGAAGGCCGUCUCCUUCUACGACGACGUUACCAUCUACCUCUUUGACCAGGAAAGCCCCACGCGGGAGCUGAGCUUCCCAGAGCCCCCCCAGCCUUCGGGGCAGCCCCCCGCUGGCAGCAGCCCCCCCAGCCCGGCGGGCAGGCCGGGAGCCUCGGACGACUCCUCGGACGGCAACGCCUCGGAAGAGAGUGGUGGCUUCGAGUGGGACGACGAUUUUCCGCUCAUGCCGGUGAAGCCGUCCCUGAUGUCCUCGCUGACGGGGACUCCGGUGGAGCCCGACCCGGCUGUGCCUGCACUGUCGGCUGUGGUGCCGGCACAGAAGCAGGUUCUGCCCAUCCAGUUCUCCCGGUUCACGGUCUCGCCCGCCCCGGUGUCCCGGUUCUCCAUCACCCACGUCUCCGACUCGGACAUGGACUCCAUAGGAGGCAGCAGCGAAGACGGCGAGCGGGAGUGAGGCAGCGGCGCCGGGCAUCACUCCGGCACUGGCACCGGCGCGGGCAGCGGAGGACGGCAGGGCCGGAGGGGGUCCGGCCGGCGGCUCCCGACCGUGCGCUGGUUUUUAUAGGCAGAUUUUAUCAGAAGUGGCUGGUUUGCUGCUGUGAGUGGGAGUGGAGCCGCCGGGGCCAGGCGGUGGGUGCCGGCCGUGCGUGUGCGUGUGCGGGUGGCUGUGUGUGUGCGUGUAAAAAUAGACACACAUAUAUAUAUAUAGACAUAUAUAUAUAUAAAUUAUAGCAUUUAAAGGGUAGUGCCCUGACCUCGCUAACAUUCGCGGAGUGUCCCCCGCAGUGAAGUCCCCCCCUUGGCGUCUUGCCCACACGUGCUCCCCGAGGCAGCGUUUGUCCCCACACCCCCAUGCCACCCCCUGUCCCCUGCACUUGGCCUUGCCCCUCGGUGCCAUAGCCCCACACGGCGGCUCGGCUGCCCCACGGCUGCCCCACAGUGAUCCCGAGCUGCUGCUUGAUGUCACCCUGUGUGUCCCCUCUUGUGCUCCUGCUCCUGGGGUGGGCAGCACAAUUCGGGGGGGGCUCAGGGACGGGGAGCUCCCCCCUCCCUUGCUUUUUGGGGAGCAGACCUGGCCCGGUGAGGGGCCCCAAGGGCUGGGGAGCAGCACGGGGAGGGCGGGCAUGGGUGGUCCUGGCUGUCCCCCACAGGGUGGCGCCCCCCCAACCCAGCUAUUUUUGUAUUUAAAGAAAAGGAUUUAAAAAAAGAACAAAAAAACAACAAAAACCAAACCCACCCUGGAAAAAACAAAACCAAAACUUAAUGUUGACUGAACCCACAUUGAUGUGAUUUUAAGUUGUUGCUGCCAAAGAGAUGUAACGAGUCGGGGGGGGCGGGGGGGGCACUCAUGGUUCUUUGUUCUGUUUAUUUUUAUUUGUUUGUUUGAUAUCUUUUUAAGUUCAUUUGAGGCUUAGGAUAAUUGUGCAAUUCCAGCUUCCAGAGGGAAAUGGAAGUAAGCAGAGCUGAGCGAAACCUUGAAAUCAGGGCUGGCUCCUUUCGGGUCUAUAGACCAAACCCUGAGGUGAGAAAUGCCCCCCACCCCGGCCCCCCUCGCCCCCCCGCCCCAUGUCCUCAGCUGCCCCGCGCACGGGGGACAUACGUGUUCGUGCACGGGGGACACACGUGUUCGUGCACGGGGGACACGCGUGUUCGCGCACGGACACACACGCGUGCGCAGCCGCACCCACACGGACAGGGCUGGUGCCGGGGGCUCCGUGUCCCAGCGCUCAGGAGGCUGCUGGGAGGGGUGUGGGGGCUGUGCCCCCCACCCAGGGGACAGCCUGGUGCUGGGGCACCCCAGCUUCACCCCCAAAUCCCGGGCGGCUGUGCCUGCCCCAUUAUUGCCCCCCACCCUGGUUGCUUCUCCUGCUGCAGCCAGUCACCGACAGCAAUUAUUGCUUUAUAGACGUGUUUUAUUUAAGCUCCAACCUGGCCUGUGACACCCCCAUACCCCAUGUCCCCCCGCCCAGUGCUGCUCUUGCAAGUUCUUUGCUGAACACUUUGGGGGGAGGGGGCGGUGUGGGGGCCGUCACCCUGUGCUGGCGGGUGACACGGGCGCAGCACCCAGCCGUGGGGUGCAGGAUGCGCCCGGGGGGUGCCUGGGGUGCCCUUCCCACAGCACCCACCCUGCUGCGCCCCCACCCUCCGCCGCCCCGCUGGCAUUGCCAGGGUUCGCUCCGCAUUGUGUGUGGGGGUUUUGCUUGACCCCUUCCCCGAUACCCCUGCUCCCCCCUCGCACCCAGGGCAGUUGGACGCUGGUCCUGCCCCCCCUUGUUUCGCCCCCGCAGCCCGGGUUUGGUCUAUGGUGCCGCAGGUCCCUGCCUCUGGAGGGCAGCAUGAGGACAGAACUGUGUCUUGGAUAUUUUUUUUAAUAGAAAGGCUAUUAUUACAUUGUCUAUUUUAUCAAUACGGGUCAUAAUUGCUGUAUUUUUUAUCAGUGCUGAUGUCCAUACAGCUCCCAGCAUGUGUGUCAAAUAUCAUCGGGCCAAUAAUAAAGUUUUUAAAAUAUCUUAA